This is a messenger RNA of Symbiodinium sp. CCMP2592, 3378 nucleotides long. NCBI's taxonomy places the organism in Eukaryota, Dinophyceae, Suessiales, Symbiodiniaceae. The record is from the annotation of a GenBank genome assembly.
AUGGAGGAGAUGGCGGAGAAGACCCCGCAGAAGCCCUCCAAGCACCCUGACAGCAAGGCUAAGGGCGGCACCCCGAGGCGCAAACGAGGCAAAUGCACCCCUUCCGUGAAGCGACAGCUGGACUUUGACACCCCCAGCACCACGAAGAAGCCCAAAAAGGCGAAGCGGGAGCCUCCGGCCACACCAUGUGAGAGUGCGAAAAAUGAUGAUUUGUCGGAAGUCGACAGUGAUGAUGAUGAUGACGAUGACCUCUUCAAGGGCAAGUUUGGUAGAGUGGCUCCACACAAAGCCACCAAAGCCAAAAAGGCCAAGGCGGAGCAGGCGGAGGAGGAGAAGGGCGAGAGUGGCGACGAGGGCGACACCCCGCUCGUCAAGGAGCACAGCAAGGAGAAGCCUGAUGAUGAUGAGAAGCUCGACAAGGAGCCCGAGGAGCAGACCGUCCCUCCCAUCGAUGAUUUGCUUUUGGCUUUGCUCCCUGCCAGCCAGUCUAAGCUUCUCGGUUUCAUUCAUUCGAAACUGACAGUUGCAGCCAGCAAGAAGCUAAGCAUUGAGGUUCCUUUCGAUGGGUCAGAACUAAGGUGCGAUGUUGCCCACUUCGCUGCGAUCCUGCAGUCCGAGGACAUUUUGACCCUGGACGAUGCUGUGGAUGCCCUCAGCGACUUGACAGGCGACUGGACACGGCAGCUCGGCGAAACCGCUCGUCUGGCUGCAGACUCCCUGACGUUGAAGGGCAAACGAGCCCUGAUGCAGUGGACGGAACUGCAGCUCAUGGACUUGAGCACGAUGUGGCGAGGUUUUGGCAUGAAGAGCCCCAGGCUGCCGACAGAGAACUAUGUGGUCACUGGGCCAAUUCUCAAACUCUGGGAAGGGAGUAGAAUAGGCGAGUGGGAGUUUCCACAGAGUCUGCCGACAGAGAACAUUAUAUGUCAUUGGGCAAGUUCUGAAAUCCGGCAAAAGAGCAAAAUAAGCGAGUGCGAGAUUUCUCAGAGUUUGCCGACAGAGGGCAAUGUUGCCAUUGGGCGAGUUCUCAGACUUUGUGAAGAGAGCACAAACUGUCAAUGGGAGUUUUCGACAGAGGGCAAUGUGGUCAUUGGGGGAGUUCUCAGAAUCUGGGAAGAGAGCAGAAUCGGCGACUGGGAGUUUUCUCAGAGACUGCCGACAGACACUCAUGUGGUCAUUGGGCGAAUUCUCAGACUCUGCGAAGACAGCAGAAUCGGCGAUUGGGAGUUUUCUCAGAGUCUGGCGACAGCGGGCAAUGUUGUCAUUGGGCGAGUUCUCAGACUCUGGGAAGAGAGCACAAUCGGCGACUGGGAGUUUUCUCAGAGUCUGCCGACAGAGAACUAUGUGGCCAUUGUGCGAGUUCUCAGACUCUGGGAAGAGACCAAAAUGGGUGAAUGGGAGUUUUCUCAGAGUCUGCCGACAGAGGACUAUGUGGUCAUUGGGCUGGCAGAGAACUAUGUGGUCAUUGGGCGAGUUCUCAGACUCUGCGAAGAGAGCAGAAUCGGCGACUGGGAGAUUUCUCAGAGGCUGCCGACAGACACUCAUGUGGUCAUUGGGCGAAUUCUCAGGCUCUGCGAAGAGAGUAGAAUCGGCGAAUGGGAGUUUUCUCAGAGUCUGCCGACAGAGAGCUAUGUGGUCAUUGGGCGAGUUCUCAGACUCUGGGAAGAGAGCACAAUCGGCGACUGGGAGUUUUCUCAGAGUCUGCCGAGAAAGAACUAUGUGGUCAUUGGGCCAAUUCUCAAACUCUGCGAAGAAAGCAGAAAAUGGGACUAUGUGGUCAUUGGGCGAGUUCUCAGACUAUGGGAAGAGAGCAGAAUCGGCGACUGGGAGAUUUCUCAGUGGCUGCCGACAGACACCCAUGUGGUCAUUGGGCGAAUUCUCAGACUCCGCGAAGAGAGCAGAAUCGGCGAAUGCUAUGUGGUCAUUGGGCGAGUUCUCAGACUCUGGGAAGAGAGCAGAAUCGGCGACUGGGAGUUUUCUCAGAGUCUGGCGACAGAGAACUAUGUGGUCAUUGGGCGAGUUCUCAGACUCUGGGAAGAGAGCAGAAUCGGCGACUGGGAGAUUUCUCAGAGGCUGCCGACAGACACUCAUGUGGUCAUUGGGCGGGUUCUCAGACUCUGGGAAGAGAGCACAAUCGGCGACUGGGAGUUUUCUCAGAGUCUGGCGACAGAGAACUGUGUGGUCAUUGGGCGAGUUCUCAGACUCUGGGAAGAGAGCACAAUCGGCGACUGGGAGUUUUCUCAGAGUCUGCCGAGAAAGAACUAUGUGGUCAUUGGGCCAAUUCUCAAACUCUGGGAAGAGAGCACAAUCGGCGACUGGGAGUUUGCUCAGAGUCUGCCGACAGAGAACUAUAUGGUCAUUGGGCGACAGAAAAUGGGUGACUGGGAGUUUUCCCAGAAUCUGCCGACAGAGGGCAAUGUUGCUAUUGGGGGAGUUCUCAGACUCUGUGAAGACAGCAGAAUCGGCGAAUGGGAGCUUUCUCAGAGUCUGCCGACAGAGGGCAAUGCUGUCAUUGGGGGAGUUCUCAGACUCUGGGAAGAGAGCACAAUCGGCGACUGGGAGUUUUCUCAGAGUCUGCCGACAGAGAACAAUAUUCUCAGACUCUGGGAAGAGAGCACAAUCGGCGACUGGGCGAUUUCUCAGAGGCUGCCGGCAGACACUCAUGUUGUCAUUGGGCGAAUUCUCAGACUCUGGGAAGAGACUAGAAUAGGCGAGUGGGAGUUUUCUCAGGGUCUGCCAACACGAGGCAAUGUUGUCAUUAGAAGAAAUCUCAGACUCUGGGAAGAGAGCACAAUCGGCGACUGGGAGUUUUCUGAGAGUCUGGCGGCAGACACUCAUGUGGUCAUUGGGCGAAUUCUCAGACUCUGCGAAGACAGCAGAAUCGGCGACUGGGAGUUUUCUCAGAGUCUGCCGACAGAGAACUAUGUGGUCAUUGGGCGAGUUCUCAGACUCUGGGAAGAGAGCAGAAUCGGCGAAUCGGAGUUUUCUCAGAGUCUGGCGACAGAGAACUGUGUGGUCAUUGGGCGAGUUCUCAGACUCUGGGAAGAGAGCACAAUCGGCGACUGGGAGUAUUCUCAGAGUCUGCCAACAGAGAACGAUGUGGUCACUGGGCGAAUUCUCAGACUCUGCGAAGAGAGUAGAAUCGGCGAAUGGGAGUUUUCUCAGAGUCUGCCGACAGAGGGCAAUGCUGUCAUUGGGCGAGUUCUCAGGCUCUGGGAAGAGAGCACAAUCGGCGACUGGGAGUUUGCUCAGAGUCUGCCGACAGAGGACUAUGUGGUCAUUGGGCGAAUUCUCAGACUCUGCGAAGAGAGCCGAAUCGGCGAAUGGAAGUUCGGAGUUGUCUCAGAGUCUGCCGACAGCGAACUAUGUGGUCAUUGA